AUGGAUUAUGCUAGUCGGACGUCUGCAGUAGAAAAAGUCGUUAAUGAUAUGCGGAAAAGAGAUAGUCUAUUGACUCUUCGAGGUUGGAGAGAUGAGGUUUACACAAUAGCAGCCUCUUAUAAUAGUCCUCCAUUAUUUGCUAUGGAAAGAGCAGCCACAAGUGCCUUUGGUGUUCGAGUAUAUGGAGCUCAUGUUAAUGGCUAUGUAGUUGAUGAAAAUGACAAUUAUUUCUUAUGGAUCGGUCAACGUUCGAAAACUAAACAAACAUUUCCUGGAAUGUACGAUAAUCUGGCAGCUGGUGGUAUUGGAAAUGGUCUCAGUCCGACGGAGACAAUGAGAAAAGAGUGUGAAGAAGAAGCGGGUAUACCAGAAAACUUAUUGAAAAAUUUAAAAUCAGUAGGAGCAGUAAGUUAUUGUUAUGAAGACGAAAACGGUGUUCAUUGGGAAGGUGAAUUUAUUUAUGAUUUAAAACUACCAAAAAGUUUUAUUCCAAAAGCUGCCGAUAAUGAAAUGGAAAGGUUUCAGUUAUUGUCUAUAUCUAAAGUUAAAGAACUCGUAAUCGCUGAUAAUUUUAAACCAAAUUGUGCUUUAAUAACAUUGGAUUUUUUAAUGCGUCAUGGAUUUAUUACUCCUGAUCAAGAACCAGACUAUUUUUUUAUAUUGGAAAAUAUGCACAAGUCUGGUUUAUGA
This is a messenger RNA of Didymodactylos carnosus, 690 nucleotides long. NCBI's taxonomy places the organism in Eukaryota, Metazoa, Rotifera, Eurotatoria, Philodinida, Philodinidae. The record is from the annotation of a GenBank genome assembly.